Centruroides sculpturatus (bark scorpion) is the source of this 2641-nucleotide messenger RNA. It is a transcript of the gene su(w[a]), whose product is annotated as splicing factor, suppressor of white-apricot homolog. The record is from RefSeq and is a predicted model, not a curated record. NCBI's taxonomy places the organism in Eukaryota, Metazoa, Arthropoda, Arachnida, Scorpiones, Buthidae. The coding region runs from base 35 to 2452 and encodes 805 amino acids. The transcript has 13 exons. Gene Ontology annotation, molecular function: RNA binding. Gene Ontology annotation, biological process: mRNA 5'-splice site recognition; RNA processing.
UCAAGGCCGGAUUUAGGAUCGAAACGUCACAAAGAUGGCGACUGUAGAGAAUUACUGGGCGAAGAAUUUUGAUGAAAGAAGUAAGAAUGAAGAAGAAGAAGAACUGUUGGUCUUUGGAUAUAGUUGUAAACUGUUUCGUGACGAUGAAAAAGCACUUUAUAUAGACCAAGGGAGGCAUUUAAUCCCUUGGAUGAACGACGACAGCUUGAUGAUUGACAGAUAUGAUGUCCGUGGCUAUCUUCAUGAUCUAACUCUCUAUGAACCAAAAGCUGAUAGCAAUCCUACGGCUGGCUUUACUCCCGAAGAAAAGAGGAUUGAACAAAUUUGUGAUGAAGAAAGAUAUUUGGCUCUACGAAAAGAUUUGACAGAAGAGCAGAUGUAUCAUGAGGAAGAAUUGAAAAGAUUAAAGGCAGCUUUAGCAUCUGAUGGCGCUUAUCAUGAAAUUGGUUUUACUUAUGAAAAUGAGGCUGAGAAUACCCAAUCAUCUACUUCUUCAGAAGAAAUUAAAGAAGAAGCAGAUGAACAAUAUGUAGUUCCUCAAGGACUUACCCUGCCUAAUGGCAUUCAAUUGCCUCCUACAAUGAAAUUGCAUACUAUAAUUGAAAAAACAGCUUUGUUUGUAGCUCAACAUGGUGGCCAAAUGGAAAUUAUCAUUAAAAUGAAACAAUCUUCCAAUCCACAAUUUGAUUUUCUUUCAUUUGAUCAUGCAUUAAAUCCUUACUACAAACAUCUAGUCAGUAGCAUCAAAUCUGGAAAAUAUGUUCCACUUAAGGCUCCAGUAAAAGAUGAUGAUGAUGAUGAUGACGAUCCUGAUGGCCAUUAUUUACAUCCUAGUUUGUUUGCUGCAAAAUCUGAUAACACUCCAAUGUCUUUACCUAAUAUUCAGUUUCGUUGUGAUGAAAAUGAUGCCUAUUCACUUUUGGUAAAAAAUUUAAAAAACAAGUUAUCAGAACCAAAAAGUAGUACAGCAUCACCUCUUAGAUCAGCUCCUCCAACUGAACCUGCUAGAAUAUUUCCUUCACAACCUAAUUUAGAACCAUUUGGUAUGCAUCGUCUAAGUUCAGAAUCAUCUGAUCAACCUCCACCACCAGGAGAAGGUCCUGCAUUAUUAUUACCUACAACUCAAGGUUCUGUAACAAAUAGUCCUUUUGGAAUGUUGGAUCCCUCUUCACACAUUAUUCCACCUCCACCUGAUGUUCAACCUAUUAUUGAUAAAAUGGCAACUUAUGUAGCAAAAAAUGGUGAUGAUUUUGAAACUAUUGUAAAAAGCAAAGGAGAUAAACGUUUUGAAUUUCUUUUACCAUGGCAUGAAUAUCAUUCAUAUUAUUUGUUUAAAAAACAUAUAUAUUCUGAACAAAAAAAGCGUGAGAAUCUUUCACAGCAGCAGAUUAUAGAAAGUGCAAAUAUCAGUGAUCAAGACAGUAGUAAGGAUGGCCAUGAUGAUGAUUCAAAAAAAUCAAAAAAUAAAGUUGCAACUCCAGUAAGCUUCUCAAUAAAGGCAAAAGAUAUGGAUACACUUCAUUUAGAGAAGAAGAAAACUAUUUUGUUACUGGAUGAUGAUUCUGGAGAAGAGCAUGAAGAUAAGCAAAAUUCAGAUAGUAAAAAAACUGAAAGUGAAGAGAUCAUUCAAUCAGCAAACCCAGUUAUUUCUCCCAAUGAAAUUGCAAUCACAGUAGAAAAUGAAGAGAAACCAAGAAAAUUAACUCAAGAAGAAUUAGAAGCCAAAUUAGCUGAAGAAAAAUUGAAAGAUAAAUUAGCUGCUGCUGCACGAGAAAAAUUAGCUCAACAAUCUCGAGAUAGGCAACUUCAGUUAGAGCGAAAAAGGAAAGCUGCCUUAUUUCUUAAUAAAUUAAAGGAUUCGGGUCCAGUAGAUGAAACUGCAGUUCAAUCUGAAAGUAAUGCUACUGAUAGUAAUGAUAAAUCCAAGCAGUCUCCAGUGUCUUCACUAGUAGCAUCUCCAUCUGAUACACAUGAUUUACGGAGUCCAUUUUUAUCUUUGCCUUCAUCGCCACUUCCAACAUCUAAUGAGAAUGAUUUCAAAAGUUCAUCAGGAAGUAGACAUGGAGAUAGUGAGAGACUUGCCAGGUUUCUUGCAGAAUCUGGUUCGUUAUCAAUCCAAAAAAUGAAAUCAAGAUCAAGAAGACGAUCUCCAUCUCCUAGAUCUCACCAUAAGCAUCAUUACUCACCUUCUCGAGGUAGUUCAAAAUCCAAAAAGAGAUCUAGGUCUAAAUCUAGAUCUGAUCAUAAGAAAAGAUCUCGUUCACGAUCAAAAUCCAGAAGUCAUAAGAAACGUCAUAAGUCAUCGUCAAAAUCACCAUCAAAGUCAAAGGAUGAUAGAUCCAAAACACCACCUGCUGCAUAUUCUUUAAUCAGAAGGUCAAAGACACGUUCUCCAUCACCUCGAAGAUAUCGAUACGGCUUUCCAAUGAAACAUAAAUCACGAAGAAAAUAAUUUUACAGAAUUUGAAAAGCACAUUUUUUGAUUUCAUAUUUCUUUUUGUCUUUUGUAUACAUAUAGUUACUGUUUCUAGACAUUCUUGUAAAUAAAUCAUCAAAUAGUUUAUAGAAAUCAAGAUUGAUUUUUAUUGUGAAGUCUGAACAAUUUUGUAGUUUUCUAAAUUAUAAAUAAUAAUUUCUCAAA